This is a messenger RNA of Myotis myotis, 1593 nucleotides long. Its product is annotated as steroid 21-hydroxylase. Gene Ontology annotation, molecular function: iron ion binding; steroid 17-alpha-monooxygenase activity; heme binding. The record is from RefSeq and is a predicted model, not a curated record. NCBI's taxonomy places the organism in Eukaryota, Metazoa, Chordata, Mammalia, Chiroptera, Vespertilionidae. Bases 112 to 1593 code for a protein of 493 amino acids. Gene Ontology annotation, biological process: progesterone metabolic process; hormone biosynthetic process. The transcript is spliced from 10 exons.
GCGGCCGGGGCGAGGCGAGGAGUCAAGGGCCCCAGAGCAGCCCGGGCAGCAAGACGUAUGGUGGGGCCCCCAGAGCUAUAAGUGCCGCCCGGGCCGGCUGGGCCUCCAGCCAUGCUGCUCCUCGGGCUGCUGCUGCUGCUGGCCGCGCUGGCCAGCGCCCGCCUGCUCUGGGGCCAGUGGCAGCGCAGGAGCCUCCACCUCCCACCUCGUGCCCCUGGCUUCCUGCACUUGCUGCAGCCCAACCUCCCCAUCCACCUGCUGGGCCUGGCUCAGACCCUCGGGCCUGUGUACAGGCUCCGCCUUGGGAUGCAAGAUGUGGUGGUGCUGAACUCCAAGAGGACCAUUGAGGAGGCCAUGGUCAAGAAGUGGGUGGACUUCGCCGGCCGACCCCAGAUCCCGUCCUACGAGCUGGUGUCCCGGCACAACCAGGACCUCUCCCUGGGGGACUACUCCCCGCUCUGGAAGGCGCACAAGAAGCUCACGCGCUCCGCCCUGCUGCUGGGCAUGCGUGGCUCCAUGGAGCCCUUGGUGGAGCGGCUGGCCCAGGAGUUCUGUGAGCGCCUGCGGACCCGGGCCAGCACCCCGGUGGCCAUCCAGGAGGAGUUCUCUCUCCUCACCUGCAGCAUCAUCUGUCACCUCACCUUUGGAGACCAGGAGGAUGCCGUGGUGCACGCCUUUCAUGACUGUGUCCAGGACUUGAUGAGGACCUGGGACCACUGGUCCAUCCACAUUUUGGACAUCGUUCCCUUUCUCAGGUUCUUCCCCAGCCCCGGCCUCCGGAGGCUGAAGCAGGCUGUGGAGAGCAGGGACCACAUGGUGGAGGGGCAGCUGAGGCGGCACAAGGAGAGCAUGGUGACGGGCCGCUGGCGGGACGCGAUGGACUACAUGCUGCAGGGGGUGGGGAAGCCGCCGGCAGAGCAGGGCUCCGGGCAGCUCCUCGAGGGGCACGUGCACAUGUCUGUGGUGGACCUUUUCAUCGGCGGCACCUCGACCACCUCGACCACCCUCUCCUGGGCCGUGGCGUUUUUGCUUCACCACCCUGAGGUCCAGAGGCGACUGCAGGAGGAGUUGGACCGUGAGCUGGGCCCCGGGGCCUGGUGCUCCCGAGUCCCCUACAAGGACCGCGCGCGGCUGCCCCUGCUCAACGCCACCAUCGCGGAGGUGCUGCGCCUGCGGCCGGUCGUGCCCCUGGCCCUGCCGCACCGCAGCACGCGGCCCAGCAGCAUCUCCGGCUACGACAUCCCCGAGGGCACGGUCGUCAUCCCCAACCUCCAAGGUGCCCACCUGGACGAGACGGUCUGGGAGCGGCCACACGAGUUCUGGCCUGACCGCUUUCUGGCUCCCGGCGGGAGCCCCGGCGCGCUGGCCUUUGGCUGUGGGGCGCGGGUGUGCCUGGGCGAGCCGCUGGCGCGCCUGGAGCUGUUCGUGGUGCUGAGGCGCCUGCUGCAGGCCUUCACGCUGCUGCCGCCCGCGGGCGCCCUGCCCUCCCUGCAGCCCCAGCCCCAGGGCGGCGUCAACCUCACGAUGCAGCCUUUCCAGGUGUGGCUGCAGCCCCGGGGAGCGGACGCCCAGGGCCCAGGCCCGGGCCAGUGA